UUUUUUUUUUUGUAGGAGUUAAGAAAAAUGCAUCAUGGACUCUUGCACUUUAUUAGUCACCGCACCAUCAAACAGGAAAACGUAGCGAUUAAUUGUAGAGGGGUCGAUCACUAAACAUGCACUGUGCUUCACGAUUUUCGCAUCGUAUCCUCUUUUGAUAAACUUUUUAACACAUUUUACAAAUAUUUGAUUAAAAUAAGAACUAUGUUUAAUUUUCCGAAUUUUACAAACUACAUCUGCAUAGUAUUCACGCUGCGUAAGUCCAAGUUUUAAGUACUUUUAGGUUAGUAUUAAAAUAUGCUGAAACGAGACUGUGACUGAACGGAAAUACGAAUUAAAUUGCAAAAACAAUGCCACUAAGUAUAAUUUUAUUCUUGAUAAAAUUAUACUUAGUGGCAUAGUGACAAACAAACGGAAAUGUCAAGAUAAUAAUAAUUACAUUUUAUAUGGAGUUGAACAUUUUUUGUGAGAACUCAUGAGUGGGGAGAAAAAACAGUCAAUACUAAUGCAGUGAAACUGUGGACGGUGGUGGUCAGGAAAGUUCAACUAGUACAGAAACAAAUGUUGAAUUAGUAAUCACUUUUAAUGCAAUUCAUCUGGAGUUGAAUAACAUGGUAUUUAUCAACAUGUAAAUCAAAUAUUUUCUUAAUGUUCUGACAUCUAUUAAUACUGUCGGGUCUAAUUUUUAGCUCGACUAUUCGAAGAAUAGGGGAGUUAUCCUACUCGCCCCGGCGUCGGCGUUAACGUGAGCGUGAGCGUCACACCAAUGUUAAAGUUUGCGUACCACACUAAAUAUUUUCAAAGUCCAUUGAGAUAUUGCUUUCAUAUUUUGCAUAGUUGUUUACCAUCAUGGCCCCAGUCUGUAAAAAGGAGGAGGCAACUCUAUCAAGCAUUUUGACUGAAUUAUGGUCCCUUUUCGACUUAGAAUAUGCUUAUUGUAAUGUUAAAGUUUUGCACAUAGCUUAUAUUAUACUAUCAAGCAGUGAGAAUAGUCGAGAGCGCUGUCCACUGACAGCUCUUGUUGUUGUCAUCUAUUCUGUUACAUAUAAGAAUUUAUUACAUUUCUCUGUUCCAACAAAACUUCCUUAAAUUUUACUCUUAGUAUGCACAUUAACUGACUGUAUUUGUACAAGUUUGUUACAGUGUAUCAUGUUUUUUCUUUGCUUUUCUUAUGUUGUAAUUUUGAAAUGUAUCUUCACAUGAAUGAAUGUUAUAUAAUCAAUAAAACCUCUAUUUUCCGAACCUUUUUACAAAAUCGUAUCAUUUGUUUGCAGACCUGGGUACCUAGAAGAUAACAUGUCCAUUUAAAACGAAAUGAAACACAUAUUUCAGAUUAAAAAUAGUAAAAGAAAUAUACAAAAUGGGUUAAAUUUCUAUUACUCCUGUAAAAAGUACAAGUUUUAUCUUGACAAAUGAUCUUAUUUAUUAAAAUAUAUCCAGCUGCAGUUUGAACAUUCGAAUAUGUAAAUAACCAUUUAUAUUUUAUACUGUCACCCACGGUACUAGCAGAAGAUUGCGCCUCUAAUACUGUCGUAAAUAAGAUUAAUAAGUUUAAAGUUAACCGAAUUAUAUAAAUCCUCGGGUUAUAUGUUACGCUCCCUCUUGUAAGCUAUAAAGCAAUAAACCAUUUUGAACAAUUAUUAAAUAUGAUAAAAUGACUUGCAGAGAUCACAUAGCGGUUUAUUGCUUAUACAGCGGUGACUUUAGUUCCUGACCUUUUUCGUUUACGAUAUAGCGUUUGUAUUUAAUUGGUUUAUGGCACCCCCAUAGACUAGGUGAGGAAGAGGUGGGAAUUGACAUUGAGCCUUUUCGUUGUUAUAACAGGAAAAGCUUCGCGUUAUUAAUUUGAUUUCUGUUAUCUGGAAUAUUUCUUUGCAGAAAUGAGGAUGUUCUCCAUCGAAAAGUUGUAUCGCUAAGGCGUGAUCUAUUUGCUACCGGAUGGUGAUAUAUUUAAUGUCAACACUGAGAGCUGUCUAUCUCUGUUAUCUUUUGUUUGUGAAAUGCAUGUCAAAUCCGGAAAUAACCGAUAUCGUUUUCUGUUUGCUUAAAAUACAUGCUAUCAAAAUCUUCUUAAAAUACGCUGAUCAGUGCUUAAGUACCCAACGAAAAUAUAUUUUAUAUUUGACUGGAUGAUUUGUAUGGAAACUUUAAGAUCAAAUUUAAUUAGCUUUCCUUGUCACGUUGCGUAAGAAUUGAGAUGAAGGAUUGUGAUGGGUGUAGGGAUUUACGGAAGGAACUCGGGAAAGCAAAACUUGGGCUACACCAUGAAAACCCGUCACUGUUUGUUAAAUCGCAGUGGUUUAUACCAAAAAUCUUUAUAUUCUGGGUAGUGUUUUGGAUGCUAUACUACGCUGCUAUGCUAGGUUUAGACAUUUACUACAACUAUGAAUUGGGCAGUGAAUAUUUCAUCUAUUUAACUAACUGGUCAUACUUGCUGCAGGCUGCGCAUGUGUUUCUUGACUUCGGGGUGACUGUCUUUACACACAAUAAACGUAGAGAUAUCAGAGACAGUCUAGCAACCGGAACACCCUGGUAUAUCAAAGUACUUUGGGUUUUCUUUAAUGUAAACAAUGUUAUAUCUUUGCUAGUCACUACCGUAUACUAUGCCCUACUCGAGCCCGAAUUCAACCACGGAAGUAUCAACAAACAUUUGUUGAAUACGAUCUACACCUUGUUCAAUUUGGUCUUCUGCGCAAAACCCGUGCAAAUGCUACACUUUUAUCAACCAAUGAUAUUUGGAUUUCUUUACUUAUUGUUUUCUAUUAUUUAUCAUCUCCUUGGAUAUGCUCCAAUUUAUGAAGUCGUAGACUGGAGCAAUACUGGAAAAACGUCCCUUCUCGUUUGUGUUUUAAUAUUUGUUGGAAUACCUCUUUUGCAUUUAGUCUGUUUUUCCAUUCAAACACUGAGACUAUUUAUCAGCUGGAAAUGGAAGUGUUCUGGAGCGAAGGUAUCAGACAAUGAACAUAUGAAAAGAGGAGUAACAACACGAGAUGUAGAACUACAUGAGACCGCAAAAUCAACAAAAGCAGCAGUCACCGCUCCGAAUACGGUUAAACCAGACUCGGAACAGGCUUAAAAGCAUACAAUACGUAUAUACCGUUACACGUGUCAAUUAAAGUAUUAGAACAUCAUGAUUCUUAUUUUUGGCCAUCAAAACCACCUAGGUUCUUGAAUAUUGCAGGAAACCACUAAGAAUAGUAGGUUUUCUAUAUCAGAUAUAUGGUAUGCAUGCACGUAUUCAAAUACGAAAGACAUUUCGGAAAAUGUACAGUUCGAUUGCACAUUUUCAACCACAUAUCAGAUAUAAACAAAAGGUGUCAUUCAGUGACCAGUAUUUGCUUCUAGUUUCAUUACGCCGUGCUGUAAUUUUAUUUUUCGUUACCAACGUCCCUUCUACGCAUUUGUUGAAAUGGACACAUGGAAUACUGAUAUGUAUUGGCUUUUUAUUCAUAUGUAUUCAUGUAUGUAUUCCCUUGAAUAUAGCAUAGGCUGGAUGAAGAACUGGACAAGAUUGAAGCACGAAUCAUUGCUUUUCUUUUUGCAAAUGUUCACACAUAUGACAAACAGUUAAACGCUAUAUAUUGUGUUUAAAAUGUGUCAUUGCCUAAUAAGCAAUUGUUUUAAGUACAAAAUGAAAUUAUUUAAAAUUGACAACAUUUAAUAGUUUAACAAUUACCCAGUGAAUACAAAAUGCACGAACAUAAUGUGUACUUAGAAUGUUUAUAUAAUGCUAUGAAAUGGUAUGCAUGCUAGUAAAGAAAUUUUGCAAAUACAUCAUUGACGCACU
This is a messenger RNA of Mercenaria mercenaria, 3787 nucleotides long. RefSeq names its product protein rolling stone-like. The record is from RefSeq and is a predicted model, not a curated record. The transcript is spliced from 4 exons. Lineage: Eukaryota; Metazoa; Mollusca; Bivalvia; Venerida; Veneridae. Gene Ontology annotation, cellular component: membrane. Bases 2198 to 3076 code for a protein of 292 amino acids.